UUUGUUACAUAAGUAAAGACAUCGUGAUUAUUUUAGCCGGAGCACUUCGCACUAUCGCAAGUGACGAGCGAGAACCACGACAUCGCGAUACACGUGAUCAAGCGCUACUUCCUGAGCGAGCACGUGCUGGUCCGCUCCAGGAACAUGGACAUCUCCAACGACUGCGCGCUUGACGAAUACCUCAUUAGUUUACUCAAACAAGGAAAUUCAUUAUUCGCGAAAGCUGAAGACGGUACAGUAGCGGGCCUAUGCGUCAGUUUUGCCAGUAGCCCCGUUGACCCUAAGAACCUCAGAAACUAUGCCUUCUAUCGACAGGAUCCCAACACCAAAGAUUUUCUAUACUUCACGGCAAAACUGCAGGAGACACCAAAUCUUUGGGACGUUUUCAAACAAAAAAAAAUUUUUGAGAUCAAAAUGAUAACAGUUUUACCAGAAUUUCGAAGACAGGGCUUAGCAGUAUUCAUGGCAGAGAAGAGCAAAGAACUAGCACGCGAUCAAGGUUACAACGUGAUCCGAAUGGACUGCAUCAAUCCGUACGAUUACAAAAUAGCCGAACGCUGUAUGCUACAGUGCCUCGUAAAAUUCCCUCUGCACAAAGUACGGGGGGCAAACGCGCCAUUUAUAAAACGCAGUUCAGAAUUCAAUCGUUGCGUACGAGUGUACGUGGAGGCGCGCUCACUGCCCGAUGUGGACCGUACCACCGUCAGAAGCCGGCAGCAAGACCUAGAAAGUCUUAUAGAAUGAACCAACGAGUAGGUUUUGGUGCAAAAAGGCUGAAUACAAUGAUUGAGCUGGGUA
Helicoverpa zea (corn earworm) is the source of this 798-nucleotide messenger RNA. RefSeq lists its product as uncharacterized. The transcript is spliced from 5 exons. The record is from RefSeq and is a predicted model, not a curated record. Gene Ontology annotation, molecular function: N-acetyltransferase activity. The coding region runs from base 145 to 744 and encodes 199 amino acids. NCBI's taxonomy places the organism in Eukaryota, Metazoa, Arthropoda, Insecta, Lepidoptera, Noctuidae.